Dujonia railenensis is the source of this 2058-nucleotide messenger RNA. Lineage: Eukaryota; Fungi; Ascomycota; Pichiomycetes; Serinales; Debaryomycetaceae. The record is from the annotation of a GenBank genome assembly.
AUGCUAGUGCUAGGUUUACUGUUUCUUAACGUGACUAGUAUACAUUACCCCAACGGAAAGAACCCCGAAUAUUCGAGAUACCGUCAAAGUGUUACCGAUGAGUUUGCAUUGUUGACAGCAUUACUCGUCUCGAUAAUAGUCGUUGUGGGUAUACCGACGUGGAACUAUGUCAGUCACAGAUCAAGCAAAAUAGUUGAAGCAUGGAGUAGAUUGAACUUGGGAAGAUGGCUCUUACUAAACCAAGUGUCCAUAUUCCAAAGACUUCUGAGUUGGAUCUUCUUUCAUUCUACAAGUAUAUUCCAACUCACUUUCUGGUUGGUGGUGUUGUGUCCACUUCUGUUCUCUGAAUUGAAUGAUGGUGAUUUGAUCUUCUUGGCUAAAAGAUUGGGAAAGCUCCCCGUCGUUUGCUUACCCACUAUUUUAUUUCUCACCAUAAGGCCAAGUCCAUUGCCCAAUGUAUUGUACUUGUCAUUGCUUCCUAUCCACAAGUGGAUAUCCAGAAUCGUCAUUAUUCAAAGUGUUCUCCACGUUAUUUUAUACUUGGGGUAUUUCCAGCAUAAGCAUACUUGGUUUAAAUUGUUUAAACUUGAAAACAACUAUGGGUGGGCAGCUUUUCUUGGGUUCCUUAUAAUCAUGAUUACGUCCAUUGGAUCGUUUAGAGAAAGAUGGUACCGAAUCUUCUAUUUCAAUCAUUAUAUAUGGUCUUGGAUUAUUGUCAUAUGCUUACAAUUCCACGCAAGGCCCGUUAAAGUCACAUUUUAUACUUGCUUAAACGUUAUCAUAUUAGUGGGGCAAGUCUUGUAUAGAUGGAGAUUGACAAGGAGAACAAAGUACUUGACUGAUGUUCAAGUCAUUGACGUUCUGCCUCAGAUAUCCAUAGUUGAAUUUCCAAACGAGGUGCUUUCGAAACCAGCCACCAACCCCGGUGCUCAUGUAAGAAUUGCCAGGUAUGAGUCUAACAUAUUUAGUCGUUUUUAUCUAGAGAUAGUACCAAAUUAUCAUCCGUACACUUUGGUUAGCUUACCACUGGACCAAUAUCAGAAAUUGAUCGUCAAAAAGGGAAACUUUAAGUUAGUUAAUGAUCAAAAAUACUUGAUAAGUGGAACUUACGAUCCCCAUUUAUUGUUUAUGGAAGAAAAGAAAAGGAAUUCAGAAUCUAAAUUUUCAAUAGCCAAUAUCAAGUCAAACGCGAGCAGGCUCUUAAUUGUUGUUGGAGGAUCAGCAAUAUCGUUUGCUAUACCUAUCGUUAGAGUGAUGAGCUACCAUGGGUUACCAGUGAAAGUAGUUUGGGUGGUUCGUGACUUCAGAGAUGUUGUGUUAUUAAAUUAUUUCAGUGAUUUCAUACAAGGAGAUGAUUUUGAGAUCUUCAUUACAGGGAACUACAACCAUAAUGAAAUAUUAGGCAAGAUCGAUGAACGUACAGAAACAGAAGGUGUGGAGAUCGCAAUUGACGAUGGUUCUGAUGAUGAAGGUGAAUGUUGUAGUGUAUUCCCACCGGAGGGACUUGAAGUCUCAGAGGAUGGAGAAAUUGUUGCCAAUAAUGAGAUCUCUAACAAUGGAGGUAACAGUGCGACCGAAACUGAUCCUUUACUUUCAAUGAGUAGUAGCACUCAUACUUUUGAAAGUAGGUCCAUAAAGUCGAAAAAAUCCUCUAGAAGGUCUUCGAUCUCUUCAAAUCCCUUCGAAAUACCCCCAGAAACUUCCACAUUUCAGUCUAAUUUAUACAGGCGUACAUUGGUCAAACUUAACCUUGUAAAUAAGAUUUACCAAGGAAGGCCAACCUUGAACCAUAGAUACCACCAAUGGUGUACCAAUGAAAGCAAUUUCACCCAAUGCUCGGGUCCAAUCGCCGUUGAUGACAAUACAUUUAUUUGCUGCAGAGAUGUUCCGGUUGAUAAGCAUGGAAACGAUUUGCCCAGACAAGAUGGAGGUGCAAAAAGAGCCUCAGAUACAAACUGCUGGGUGGUAUCUGCUGGACCCAAGAACUUGGUCAGAAACACAGGUCUUUGGGCAAGAGAGAGUGGUUUAAAAUUCCAUGAAGAGUCUUUCUUCGUAUAG